Molecule: messenger RNA, 540 nt
Organism: Arachis ipaensis
Lineage: Eukaryota; Viridiplantae; Streptophyta; Magnoliopsida; Fabales; Fabaceae
Source: RefSeq, a predicted model, not a curated record
AUGGUACUUACUAAGGAAUGCAGUGCGGUCAUCCAGAGGAAUCUCCCUGAGAAACUGCAAGACCUUGGGAGCUUUGUGAUUCCCUGUACCAUUGGAAAUACCCAUAUACAGAAGGCCUUGUGUGAUCUUGGAAUAAGUAUCAACCUAAUGCCACUAUCAUUGAUGAGGAAACUCCAAAUUGAAGAAGUAAAGUCUACCUGUAUUUGUCUCCAACUUGUUGACCGCUCAAUCAAAUUCCCAUUUGGAGUGGUGGAAGACCUACUUGUGAGAGUAGGACCUUUUACCUUUCCCACUAACUUUGUAAUAUUGGAUAUGGAAGAGGACAAGAAUGCAUCCAACAUUCUUAAAAGACCCUUCUUAGCCACAGGAAAAACUCUUAUAGAUGUACAGAAGGGUGAAGUAACACUGAGUGUCAAUGAAGAGGAGGUUGUGCUGAACAUAUUGGAGGCUUUGCAACACCCAAAUCAUCUUGAACAAUGCAUGAGGAUAGACAUCAUUGAACCUCUGGGUUGCAGAGGUGUUUGGAACUCGGAAGCUUAA